Molecule: messenger RNA, 865 nt
Organism: Xenopus laevis (African clawed frog)
Lineage: Eukaryota; Metazoa; Chordata; Amphibia; Anura; Pipidae
Product: mucin-5B-like
Exons: 7
Coding region: 38-865 (275 amino acids)
Source: RefSeq, a predicted model, not a curated record
CCCCCAGUUCAGUAAUAAGUUACUGAACAGAGGAAAAAUGGGGAAAAGCAUGGGAAUAUGGAGCUCUAUCUAUUUUCUCUUGAUAGUGCUUCCCUGUCUCCAGGCACAAGGAAUAUAUUCCUUUAUUUCACCCAUCUUAAAUCCCAUUUUCACAAGCAGUUCCUCUGCCCAUAAUGGAUACGUUUGCAGUACAUGGGGGAAUAACUAUUUCAAGGCUUUAGAUGGCGAUAUUUUCUACUUCCCUGGACAAUGCAACUACUUGUUUGCCUCAAACUGUAAAAGCGUCACUGAGGAUUUUAACAUCCAAAUCAGGCGUUCUAUUGUGAAUGGCCUACCUACAGUGAGCCACAUCGGUUUGAAGAUUGAAGGAGUAUUUAUUGAAUUGACAAAAGAUACCGUUAAAUUCAGUGACCAAGUGGUGUCUCUGCCAUACAGUCUUUCAGGAAUUCAGAUUGAUAGAAUUGGAGCAUAUAUCAGAAUAAUUUCCAAAGUGGGCCUGGAAUUUAAGUGGAAUGAAGAUGAUGCUGCAAUGUUGGAACUGGAUCAGAAAUAUCAGAACCAAACUUGUGGUCUUUGUGGGGACUUUAAUGGAGAUCCAGUUUACAAUGAAUUCAUUUUUGACAAUGUCAAGUUAACUGAUAAUCAGUAUGGAAAUCUGCAGAAGAGGAAUGGUCCAACUGAAACAUGUGCAGAUGUGCUAGAGGUUCCUCAGAACAACUGUACUGAUUUGAGAAUGACCAUUUCCCAGACACAAGUUGUUGGUAAUGAACCGAAGACUUGCAAUUUUGUAUCUCGUAGUACUCUACUUGCUUUUGGAGCAUUGUCCAAUGCGUCAGAUUCCAACUGUAUUGCUUUGAACAGUUAA